AUGACUGAUCCAGAAACUCGGUACCCCACCCUUGAGAAGAUGGCUCUCGCCGUUGUAACGUCGGCGAGAAAACUGCGCCCCUACUUCCAGUCGCACACAAUCGAAGUAUUGACAAAUCAACCAUUGCGAACGAAAAUGCAGAAUACAAACCAAUCCGGACGGUUAUCGAAGUGGGCUAUCGAACUCAGUGAGCAUGACAUUGUCUUCAAAAAUCGAACAGCUGCGAAAUCUCAAGUCCUCGCAGACUUUCUCAUCGAGCUAGCACCAGAGCUCGAGCAAGAUCUAAUUCUCCCGAGUCAAAAUUGGAUACUCCACGUCGAUGGGUCGUCGACAAACAAAGGAUCAGGGGCAGGAGUGCAGCUGCAAUCCCCGACAGGAGAACUGAUCAGACAGUCGUUCAGCUUCGGCUUCGCCGCUUCAAACAAUGAAGCAGAGUACGAGUCAUUGAUCGCAGGACUAAGACUCGCCAAGGCAGUCAAGGCGAAACGCCUCAGCGCAUACUGCGACUCACAACUCGGGGAGAACGUAUGCGCUGACGCUCUUGCUGCCCUAGGUAGCAGGUUGCGCGAUCAGGUGAAACGUACCAUCCCUAUCCACAAGAUCAAUAAACCAAGCAUCGACCUGACUCCCAUCGAAACCGCCAUCGUAGCGCCAAUAACCGAAGCCACAGCCGCGAACCAAGUCCUCGAAGAGGCGCCAGACGACACCAACGACUGGAGAACAGAACUUAUUGACUAUCUGGUCGAUGGGAAGUUACCUCCCGAGAAAUGGAUCGCACGACGACUCAAGACGCGGAGUGCCCACUAUGUCUUCCUCGACGGAGAACUCCACCGAUGGACCGCAACCAAGGUACUUCUGAAGUGCAUCAAUGGCGAAGAGACGCAUUUAGUCAUGGCUGAAACGCACGAAGGCGCCGCAGGAAAUCAUUCUGGAGGUCGAGCACUUGCUUUAAAAGUAAAAAGUCUCGGUUUCUACUGGUCAACAAUGAAUGCAGACUGCGAAGCUUACGCCCAGCGAUGCGAUCAGUGCCAGCGACAUGCCUCAACGAUCCACUCCCCGACACAGUUGCUGCGAACGAAGACAGCUCCAUACCCUUUCAUGCGAUGGGGGAUGGACAUAAUCGGCCCGAUGCCGAGUUCUCGACAGAAACGCUUCGUCCUGGUCUUGACAGAUUACUUCACGAAAUGGAUUGAGGCAGAAGCUUUCGCAAGCAUUACAGAAAAAGAGGUUCAACGAUUUGUGUGGAAGAACAUCAUCUGUCGCCAUGGCUUACCUUACGAGAUAGUGACUGACAACGGCUCCCAAUUCAUAUCUAACAAAUUUUAA
Molecule: messenger RNA, 1326 nt
Organism: Brassica napus (rape)
Lineage: Eukaryota; Viridiplantae; Streptophyta; Magnoliopsida; Brassicales; Brassicaceae
Exons: 2
Coding region: 1-1326 (441 amino acids)
Biological process (GO): DNA integration
Molecular function (GO): nucleic acid binding
Source: RefSeq, a predicted model, not a curated record